Molecule: messenger RNA, 2292 nt
Organism: Babesia ovata
Lineage: Eukaryota; Apicomplexa; Aconoidasida; Piroplasmida; Babesiidae
Product: apical complex lysine methyltransferase
Exons: 13
Coding region: 1-2292 (763 amino acids)
Molecular function (GO): fatty-acyl-CoA binding; protein binding
Source: RefSeq, a predicted model, not a curated record
AUGAUACCAGGUGGAGGAAAUAGUCUCGGGUGUUCAGCGCCCGAGGAGGCAGCGCCGGCGGCGCAAGGCUACCAGUACCAAAACGCAGUAAACGGCCAGGAAGCCGCUGAUGGUUACGUCGAGGCGGUUGCGGAGCCAAUGGUGGAGGAUAUCGAGCCCUUCUCGGACGAUAAGAUCAUGAGCCUGGUCGAAAUCGCACCAGCACCUGGCAAAGGCAGGUGUAUGUACGUACGCAACGGCUACGAGCCGGGAGGGCUCAUUCUCAUCGAGAAGCCGCUCUUUGUCAUCGUUCCGAACGACAACAUCGAGAUAUGGAACACCAUCAACUCACUCCAUGAAAAGCAGCCGCUGCUACUGUCGCCGCUCUGGCAUCACGCUGCGUUGAUCACGAUAAUGACCGGCACGAAGGAAAAAUUGGAGGUCAUGCGAGGGAAGUGGGUGUUAGAUCCGGACCCACCUGUGUCGGAAGAUGUCUAUCGCAUUUUGGAGGCAACCUGCGUGGCCCAGGCGGAUGGAACUUUCGUUUAUUCGAACCAAGUUGUCGUGGACCCCAAGUUCUACCAGUUCCUGCUGCAGGUGUGGCCGCUGAACGCCUUUGGCCACACCACGGACCCUAACGGCCUGGUGUUAUACAACAAAAUAUCUUUCUUGGCUCACAGCUGCGAUGCAACGGCCUGCUGGCACCACGUAGGAGAUGACUACUUCGUCCUGCGUGCGCGAAGACGCCUGCGGCCCGGAGACGAACUGACGAUAUCGUACCUCGGGGAGCCCGACCUGCUGGCCCCAACUCACAAACGCCGCGAAUUGCUGUACAACUGGUCCUUCUACUGCGAAUGUCCAAGGUGCAUAAUCCCCGUGGACUGUGCACGUGGCUUCCUGUGCAAGUUGUGCCGCUAUGGUCGCGUGGGAUUCUACCAGGACAGCAACAGCACCAGGCUAGUCAGUGACGCAUGCACUCUCUGCGAUUACGUCUUCACGGAAUCCGACAUAACGGAGUACCUCGACCUGGAGCGGGCGUACGCGGAGCGCAUCGACUGCAUCGACGCAAACGACCUUUGCGACAUACAAGAGGUCUACAACCACGCGCGCAACGUGUUCAAGCAGCAUUGGUGUCUGUACAGGUUGGAAACGCUGUUGUUCGAGUGCUUCAAGGAACGGGGCGAAGCGGACUUGGCGCGUUACUACCUCCAGCAGCGCAUAUCCUUCGCCGACGCGGUUAUGCGACGGCCUCUGUACUGUGUCGCAUUCAUGCACGAGGAAUAUGCCGACAUGCUCCUGGCUUCGGCGGGAAUUGACAAGGAAAGCGAACAGAUCCCCGAGGUCAACGUUAACGUCGAACUACUGAACAUCGUCAUGGGCAGCUACUUCCGCGCUGCGACGCUCCUGGCGGUGCUGUCUGGACUUAACCAUGCCUACUACUACACAGUUCUGUACAAACACAAUCGGUCUCUUGUCAAUUUCUCCGGGACUACGCCUAUCUCCGGGGUGUGUCGCUGCGGCCGCAUUUGCGUAAUGGCGCUGCUGAAGGCAGUAGGCCGCGCUCUAGGAUGCCUGUUCCGAUGGCGUUCAAGGCGCAGUGAACAAAUCGCAGAGUUUAAAGAAUGCUGCCAGCUUGUCGCGAUUAAACGCGCUGGAGGCCAGCUCGACGACGACAACUUCUGGGUACUUUACGGCUUCUUUAAACAAACGGUGGUCGGCGACUUCAAUCUGAAGGAUGUCGAGGACAGUACGGAGGCUGAGAGGCGCAAAUGGGCAUCGUGGCAGAAGUGCAAAGGCAUGACCAAGAAUGACGCAAUGGCCGCAUACAUCGCUUUGGUCCGGAACCUCUUCGGCUACCCGACUAACACCGACGCCAUGCAUCCAACAAUGUCUAACGCGAUCAGCCGACCGAAACUGCAGUCCGAUGACGCUUCGGAUGCGCACGAAAGUGAAGGCCUGUUCACACUUGUGGCGGAAAACCACGUCGGCAUGGUGGAUUUGCUGCUGAAAGCGAAUCCCCAUCUGGUAAAUAUACGUAGUCCUGAGGGGCUCACGGCGCUCCAUAUUGCUGCUGACAGGGGCCACCUGGAGGUUAUACAGUGUCUCAUAAAGCACGGUGCUGACAUAGACGCGAUGGACGAUAAUAACGACACGCCGCUGCUGGUGGCUGCGGCGGCUGGCAACCGAGCGGCGGUCACCAUGCUGUUGCGCAACGGCGCUAUUGAGACCCCCAGGAAGGAGGACAAAGUCGAGGCGGAGCAAACGGUGGACGCCGCGACCUCCUGCAUUGCGGCGGCGGACGCGCAACAGUAG